CUCUAUCCCUUUCCUGUCGGAGGACACAAAUCCCAGGCUUUGCCUUUAAGGCAGCGAGGAUGCGAGCGGAGGAGCACGGAGAGCCCCGAUCCCGGGAAGGGGACCCCCAGGCACCCACACUGGCACCGCGCUGCCGCAUGUAAGGGGCUCUACUCGCUGGAUUGGCAGCCCGAGCCGCCGGACGGAGAGGGAAGAGACUCGGGGACGGAGCGGACGAUGCCCAGGGCACUGCAGAGCUGAGACACGGGGAAGGGCAGCUCCCCACUGGGUGAGAACUGACAGAGGAAGAGAAAAGGGGAGACCGGGCAGGAGGGGAGCGGGAAGGUGAGGGGUCGCCAAUCAGCUGGAGAGUCGCUCAGGUAUAGGAGAGUUCCUUCGGCUGUCAGACAGGUUAGGGAAAGGGUUAAUCCCCAGUAUAGUCAGGGGGGAGUGUAGGACAGAGGGUAACUAACAGAGGGGUCCCCCCAGGCUGGGCAGAGGGUAAGGAAAAGUGGGGUCACAGCCAGGCUAAGUGGAGAAGAAAAAUAAGGGGACACCCCCAGAGGCAGGGCAGAGGGUGAGGAAGAAAGGGAGAACCCCCCCCCCCAGAGGGUGAGGAAGAGAGUGCUCCCCCAGACUGGGCAGAGGCAAGAAAAAGUGGGGUCCCCCCAGGCCUGGCAAAGGAAAGGGUAGGCAAGAGAAGGAGGAAGUGCAGACACCCCAGAUGAUUAGGGGGACAUGAUUUUGCAGCUGUGGUGGGAGCAAAGAGACACAUUUGUGGCAGUGAAAUAGACAGGAAUAGAAUAGUAUUCUGCCUGUAGACAUAAAAGCAAAGUGACUGGGAUAGAGGAGUAACAAUGGGGUGCCUGGUAUAAGGGGUGUAUGGGAUAGGAAGGGGGUAGAAAGGCUCCUUAAAAAGGGAGAAAAGAGGAGAGUGUUUAGUAAAGAACAAAAGAGACUUCCUGGGAUUUGUUCUUUGUGUAGGUGAGGGGGGUGCCUUGGACAUGUAGGGGUUAAUUGGUUUGGAAAAGGGGGAUCUAGCAAUAGGGGAAUAAGGUGCACAUGGAUACAAGGGAAAUUCUGGGAUAGGACUGAGAGGGAUUUGGGAAUAGAGAGUUACAGUCUGAGCUCUCACACAGUUUAGUAACAGGGAAUGAGGUGCAGCUGAACAGAGACACAAGGGGAACCUCCACCCUGAAGAGGAAGCACACGGCGCCAUCCCCAAAUGAUUCCCACCUGCCUGACUCCCUGAUCUGGAUCAUCUGCUCGGGACUCGGGAGGAUGAGAAAGCUCAGAAGACUGGUGCACAUGGUGCUGUUCUGCCCCAUCUCAAAAGGACUCCAGACUCGCCUUCCCGGCAUCAAGGUGAAAUACCUGUUCCUGGCCUGGCUUGGCAUAUUCGUGGGCAGCUGGGUGGUGUAUAUACACUAUUCCUCCUACUCCGAGCUCUGCAGGGGCCAAGUGUGCCGCAUGAUCAUUUGUGACCAGUACAAGAAAGGGAUCAUCUCUGGCUCGGCUUGUAAGGACUUGUGUGACCAGCGCAACUUGGUGUUCCAGCAAUGCUUGUCUUCAUCGCCCACCCACCAGAUCUACAGUGGCAAAUGGAAGAACGGGGAAGUGAUAAUCAAAUGUGGCGUGGAGGAGAACCUGAAAGUGGACAGCAACCCUGACAACCCCCCACGCAGGGAACUGGUUCUGUUUGACAAGCCCACCAGAGGGACUUCCAUGGAUGAAUUCAAGGAGAUGCUGGGGAAUUUCUUAAAAGCCAACUUAGGAGAGCAGGCGUCCCACACUGCCUUGGUGAGUCGGAUUUUGACCAUGGCCGACAUCAACAAUGACAACAAGGUGUCACUUGCUGAAGCCAAAUCUAUUUGGUCUCUGCUCCACCUGAACGAGUUUCUUCUGAUGCUUUCUCUGCGUGAGAAGGAGCACACCUCUCAGCUUCUCGGCCACUGUGGUGACCUAUACGUAACAGAGAAAAUCCCACACGAUUCCCUCUACGGCAAUCAGAUCCCAGGGUUCCUCCAGACAUUGCUACCUUCUCCUGUGCAUCGGCUCAUCCACCAGUGGUUUGCCCCAGCGUGGCCAAGGAGGGCCAAAAUCGCCAUUGGGUUGUUGGAGUUCAUCGAGGAGAUAUUCCACGGAACCUAUGGGAGUUUCUUUAUCUGUGAUGCCAGAUUCAAGAACAUCGGUUACAAUGACAAGUAUGACUUCAAGGUGUUGGACUUGCGGAAAGUGGCCACCGAAAUGACAAUCAGAGGUUUCCUCAAGGGGCGUCACUGUGAGCAGAACUCAGACUGCACCUUUGGGAGAGAUUGCACGGCGGCUUGUGACAAACUGAUGAAACAGUGCAAAAACAAUGUCAUCCAACCAAACCUGGCUAAAGCCUGCAUGUUGCUGCAGGACUACCUGCUCUAUGGUUCCCCUUCCGACCUAAGGGAUGAGCUUCAGAAGCAGCUUCAGACAUGCAUGACUCUCAGUGGCUUGGCCAGCCAAAUGGAAGUCCACCAUUCCCUCAUCUUGAACAAUCUCAAGGCUUUGCUCUGGAAGAAAAUAUCCAACACCAAAUAUUCUUGACUGAGCACGCCCUGCAAGUGGGCUACCAGAGGUGUCAUGAACAGGGCAAGCCGACAACUAUAUUUAACUUGAAGGGCCUUCAAACGUGGUUGUCCAGUUGGCACUUUCGUUGUGAUUAUAGGCCAAAUCAUUGGACGGUCUGGAUUUGCAGGCCAAACCAUUGGACGGUCUGGAUUUGCAAGCCAUACAUUUGUUAGGUCUGGCUUUGCAGACCAUACCAUGGUUAGGUGUGGCUUUGCAGACCAUUCUUUUGUUAGGUGUGGCUUUGCAGGCCAAACCUUUGUUAGGUCUGGAUUUGCAGUACAAACCCAAGUUUAGUUCUGGAUUUGCAGACCAUACCAUGGUUAGUUCUGGAUUUGCAGACCAAGCCAUGCUUAGGUGUGGAUUUGCAGGCCAUACCAUGGUUAGGUGUGACUUUGCAGUACAAACCAAGUUUAGUUCUGGAUUUGCAGACCAUACCAUGGUUAGCUCUGAAUUUGCAGACCAUACCAUGGUUAGGUGUGGAUUUGCAGACCAUACCAUGGUUAGGUCUGAAUUUGCAGGCCAAACCAUUGUAGGGUCGGGAUUUGCCAGACAAACCAUGGUUAGGUCUGGAUUUGCAGGCCAUACUAUGGUUAGAAAGGGAUUGGGCCACUCCAAACUCACCCCUUGUGUGUGUUCUCCUUAGUGCAGCUCUAUUUGACGUCCUGUGUGCUCCACCACCAGCAAUCGCACUGUAGUUAAGACAUGCUCAGUAAAAAAGAAAGGCGGAACUCUGGAUUAAAAGGAUGGUGGUUUAUUGCAACAGAUCACAGACCGUAACCU
Molecule: messenger RNA, 3360 nt
Organism: Xenopus laevis (African clawed frog)
Lineage: Eukaryota; Metazoa; Chordata; Amphibia; Anura; Pipidae
Gene: dipk1b.S
Product: fdivergent protein kinase domain 1B S homeolog
Exons: 5
Coding region: 1261-2556 (431 amino acids)
Cellular component (GO): endoplasmic reticulum membrane
Source: RefSeq, a predicted model, not a curated record